AAAAUACCGCUAAAUGCAAGAAACCGCUAUUGCGGGCACGGUUGUUUAUUCAAGCAUUGUGCAUUUGUUUUUGUUAAACCCCGGGCAAUAUUUCCACGUAAACCGCCAACUUCAGUGAAUAAAAUGGCGGACGGCGAUAAUUUGACUGCUGCCGAGCAAGUUGCACAUGAUGCUGCUGCAAAAUCGAAGCAAAGGAGGAAGAGAAGACCGUCUGCGAUCGGGCCGGUGGCCAAGCCCAAGUUCAAGGAGAUGGUGGAGGAGGCCAUUAGUGUAACCCAAGACAGCGGCGGGUCCUCGCUGCAGGCGAUCAAGAAGUACCUAGCGGCCAACUACGGACUCGACAGCCACAAUGCAUACAUUCGCAACGCCAUCAAGAAGGGGGUCACCCGAGGGGAACUAAUCCAGGUGAAGGGGUCCGGGGCCAGUGGGUCCUUCAAGCUGAGCUCGGCGUCCGCGGCCAAACCGGCCAAGAAGACCAGUCGGCAGAAGGACUCGGACAAGGUCCGGCAGGAGAAGGACGCCAAGUCAGCUCGUGAGGCGCAGAGGAUCGCCCGAAACGCCACGAAGGCUCGGAAAGAGCGGAAGGCCAAGCGCGGGACCCAGGAAAAACAGAAGAAGCUGAAAUCCAAGCCGUCCAAGGGGACGAGGAAAAUCAAGACUCACAAGAAAGUGGAGAAGAAAAAGAAGACAGCCAAGAAGACGCCCAAGGCCAAGAAAGGGUCGAUAAAGUGACUUGGGCCUAAAGGAGAUCACAGUGAUCGGAAAAUUUUUGCAUGGCUCAUGAACAGCCUGAAAUUGUAGACUCAUCUGACCGUGGAGGAAGGAAACAUCCAAAGAAGUUUUCUUUCGAUGACAUCGACAGUACAAUGCAUCAUAUAUCAAUCCUGGACAGAACACAUAUUUCUGUCUGUUACGGGCAGUCUAGUAGAGAUUGUACAGAAAACAUCGUUUCAUGUACUUGAGAAAACUUUCAUAGAAAUUUUGUCACUUGGAAAAUAUAUGCAUGUUUUUAUGGCCUUUUAGCCAGUCAGUGUUGUAAAAUUAUGUGCAGAGUUGAUACGAAAAUUGCUGCUGUCUGACAACUUGUCAGGAUGUGCAUGUAUGAUUAGGGUCAAGGUAACAAUGUGCUGUCAUCUUGUCGGUUCAAUAACUCAUAUUUUCCCCCCACCUCAAACCCAGAUCCACUUUUUGACUACUGUUCAUUUCUGUCGAUGACAAUGCAACCACACAGGCACGACUGCUGUUUCAUUUAUACAGCUUCACCUUUUUUUUAAUGUGCAGCUCAUGCAGGUCAUGUAUAUUAUGAAAAUGUAUUCAGUUCGAGUUCUUACUGUAUACGUUCUAGUUGAUGUAUGCGUGCGCCGCUUCACAUAUUAUUAGCACUAAGAGCUGAAUAAAACAAUGAAUACUUGCCAACAUGGACUGGUAGACGUGCACGCCCAAAGGAAAUUUGUACAGGGUAGGGGAAAUGCUACACAUGAGUAUGUAGUACUUAAAGCCCUGUCACACUGCAGCCACUCGGCCUGGGUUGAACUUGACUCGAGAAGGCCCAAUGGCCAAUUUGGGUUCGGUUUUAUUCCACGUGUGGAAUGUGUUUUGCCGCUAUCUAGAAAACAUGUUGUAACCUGCUUUUGUAAGCACGUCGGCCACUCUUGGCAAAUACUUUUCAAAGCUUUCCAGCUUUUUUUUUUUUUUCACUUUUCUGAUCAUGAAAAUGACAUGUACAGCACUCAAGUACAUGUACAUAUGCCAAAAUAAAAGACGAGUUCAACUUGGGGCAAAAUCAAUCUCAGGGGUGAAUCUAGCUUGGCCUCCAGUUUAAAAAC
Messenger RNA from Acanthaster planci (crown-of-thorns starfish), 1826 nucleotides. RefSeq lists its product as uncharacterized. Gene Ontology annotation, molecular function: structural constituent of chromatin; nucleosomal DNA binding; double-stranded DNA binding. The record is from RefSeq and is a predicted model, not a curated record. NCBI's taxonomy places the organism in Eukaryota, Metazoa, Echinodermata, Asteroidea, Valvatida, Acanthasteridae. Gene Ontology annotation, biological process: chromosome condensation; nucleosome assembly; negative regulation of DNA recombination. Gene Ontology annotation, cellular component: nucleosome; nucleus.